ACGGGGCCUUUGACAAUUGACCCGGAUAUCACAGAAUAUACCCGACCCAACACGCCCCAUUCCGGUGCAACUGGAACAAGUUGCCGUUUUGAUUGUCCUUAAUACGCCAAGGGACUUGUAUUUUAAUUUCCAUGCCAGUUUCUUCAAAUCAGUCAAUCUCCCGAUUUCCGAAGUGGGUUUUUGAGGAUGGUUCUGGUGUUGGCCUUGGGGGAUUUACAUGUACCCCACAGGGCACCUGAUCUGCCUGCAAAGUUCAAGUCCAUGCUUGUCCCUGGCAAGAUCCAGCAUAUCAUUUGCACUGGAAAUCUUUGUAUCAAGGAAGUUCAUGACUACUUGAAGACUCUUUGUCCUGACUUGCAUAUUACCAGAGGUGAAUAUGAUGAAGAAACACGCUAUCCAGAGACCAAAACACUAACCAUUGGCCAGUUUAAGCUGGGACUUUGUCAUGGUCAUCAGGUUAUUCCUUGGGGUGACCUAGACUCGCUAGCCAUGCUCCAGAGGCAGCUGGAUGUAGAUAUCCUUGUAACAGGUCACACACAUCAAUUCACAGCCUAUAAACAUGAGGGAGGUGUCGUGAUAAACCCAGGGUCUGCAACGGGUGCCUACAGCAGCAUCACUUAUGAUGUUAACCCUAGUUUUGUCCUCAUGGAUAUUGAUGGCCUACGCGUCGUGGUCUACGUGUACGAACUCAUUGAUGGAGAGGUUAAGGUUGACAAGAUCGAUUUUAAGAAGACAACCACUGCAAGUCACACUGCUCAUUGAAAACAGCUUCUUUUGUAGUCAUAUAGACAUUUUCUUCAUUUCUUUCUUUUAUUUUAAUGUUUUGUUGGGAUUUAGGUAAAUCUGGUGUUUCUGUGAUGCAUGGUGAUCACAUCAUUUGUGUAUGUGCAAGAUAGUGGAGACUCUUAACUUUUA
Carya illinoinensis is the source of this 915-nucleotide messenger RNA. RefSeq names its product vacuolar protein sorting-associated protein 29. Gene Ontology annotation, biological process: retrograde transport, endosome to Golgi; intracellular protein transport. NCBI's taxonomy places the organism in Eukaryota, Viridiplantae, Streptophyta, Magnoliopsida, Fagales, Juglandaceae. The transcript is spliced from 4 exons. The coding region runs from base 187 to 762 and encodes 191 amino acids. The record is from RefSeq and is a predicted model, not a curated record. Gene Ontology annotation, cellular component: retromer complex; endosome.